Messenger RNA from Numida meleagris (helmeted guineafowl), 1764 nucleotides. It is a transcript of the gene ATG14, whose product is annotated as autophagy related 14. Gene Ontology annotation, cellular component: extrinsic component of omegasome membrane; mitochondria-associated endoplasmic reticulum membrane contact site; phosphatidylinositol 3-kinase complex, class III. The transcript has 10 exons. The record is from RefSeq and is a predicted model, not a curated record. Gene Ontology annotation, biological process: mitophagy; cellular response to starvation; autophagosome assembly. Bases 1 to 1479 code for a protein of 492 amino acids. Lineage: Eukaryota; Metazoa; Chordata; Aves; Galliformes; Numididae.
AUGGCGUCUCCCAGCGGCUGCCGGCCGCAGCCCGGCGGGCAGGGCGGGGGCGGCCUCGGGGCCGGGCCCGGGGCUCUGCGAGGCGCCGAGGAGGACGCCGAGGGGCUGUACGUGGCGGUGGAGCGCUGCCCGCUCUGCAACACCACCCGCCGCCGCCUCACCUGCGCCAAGUGCGUGCAGGGCGGGGACUUCGUCUUCUUCGACGGCCGCGACUCCGAGAGGUUUUCAGACAAGAAGGAAAGGCUGAUGCAUCUUAAGACCAAACAGAGAGAAUUCCAAAAACAUGUUUUGAAGGCCAUGGAAGGCAAAGAGAUAACUGAUCAGCUGAGGUGGAAAAUAAUGUCUUGCAAGAUGCGGAUCGAACAGCUGAAGCAGACCAUUUGCAAGGAGAAUGAUGAAAUGACAAGACAUGCGGAGGGGCUUCUGAGAAUUAAAGAGGAGAACCAGAAGCAUUAUCGCAGGGCUCAGCGGCAUCAGGAGAAGAAGGAGAAGAUCCAGAGGCACAACCGCAAACUGGGAGACUUGGUCGAGAAAAAAACCUACGACUUGAAAACCCAGCACGAGCACCUGGCAAACCUCCGCCGGACGCAUAUCCUGGAGCUAACAUCGGUCAUAUUUCCCAUUGAAGAAGUAAAGACAAGCAUGAGAGAUCCUGCAGAUGUGUCUUCUGAGAGCGACAAUGCUAUGACCUCCAGCACUGUGAGCAAGCUUGCAGAAGCCAGGAGAACCACGUAUCUCUCUGGGAGAUGGGUGUGUGAUGACCACAACGGGGACACCAGCAUCAGCAUCACGGGGCCUUGGAUAACCCUUCCUAAUAACGGAGACUACUCAGCGUAUUACAACUGGGUUGAAGAGAAGAAGACUACACAAGGACCAGAUAUGGAACAUAAUAACCCUGCUCAUACCAUCAGUGCUGCAUUGUGCUAUGCAACUCAGCUCGUUAACACUUUGUCUCUCAUACUUGAUGUAAAUCUUCCCAAGAAGCUCUGCAACAGUGAGUUCUGCGGAGAGAAUCUCAGCAGACACAGGUUCACGCGAGCAGUGAAGAAGCUGAAUGCUAAUAUCCUUCACCUCUGCUUCUCUCAGCAUGUAAACUUAGAUCUGUUGCAUCCACUGCAUACGCUCAGGAACCUUAUGUACCUGGUCAGCCCAGACACUGAGAACUUGGGCAGGUCUGGGCCUUUUGAAAUCAGCGCCGAUCUGGAAGACUCCAUGGAGUUCGUGGAUCCCAGCGCCACCGGUGAGACAGACGAGAGCGGAGACGAGCACGUCAGCGACGAGGAGACGGAUCUGGGGACAGACUGGGAGAACCUGCCGAGCCCCAGGUUCUGCGAUAUCCCUUCCCAGCAGGUGGAGAUGCUGCAGAGCCAGAGCACGCAGGCGUCGCAGCCCAUCGCCAGCAGCAGCGCUGGCGGGAUGAUCUCCUCCGCUGCUGCCUCAGUGACCUCGUGGUUCAAGGCGUACACUGGACAUCGCUAACGAGCACGGGAAAAGGAUGGCAGGAUUUUGGAAGGAAUCGCUCCCCAACAAUGCUGUAGUAAACCUUACCGAUUCAGUUAAGUAGUGCCUGGAACAAAGAAAAGGUCGGACUUCAAUUUUGUAAACCAGAAGAACCUUUUUAUUGACCCAAGACGACUGUGACGGUACCGUUUUGUAAAUUAGCUAGCUACGUAAUUCUGACGGAUUCCGUGAUGGCACUCUGUGUCUUGGCUCUGUCUGCAUUGUUGAAUAUCAAAGGAGGAGGACCCAGCAGCCUCCGGCUCU